Cladophialophora carrionii CBS 160.54 is the source of this 1041-nucleotide messenger RNA. RefSeq lists its product as uncharacterized. NCBI's taxonomy places the organism in Eukaryota, Fungi, Ascomycota, Eurotiomycetes, Chaetothyriales, Herpotrichiellaceae. The coding region runs from base 1 to 1041 and encodes 346 amino acids. The transcript is spliced from 3 exons. The record is from RefSeq and is a predicted model, not a curated record.
AUGGCGCAACCCGGUCGUGCCAGUCUCGAAACCCCCCAGGAUGAGCCUAGACCGCUAGAGUCGCAUAAUCCGAGCGACAGCGACAAGACCCUCGCAGAGCGGGCGAUGGGAGGCCCAGCAUCGACAAUAGAACCUCCUCCGGCCAACCAUCCGACAUUGGAGAAAUUUACUUCGCUGACCCAUCGCGAUGCGCGAGAACGCCUUGAUGGGCCACCGGCUUUGCCGUUUAACAUGCGAGACCACAAAUUGUCUGUCUCCAUCUUUACGCUUCUGGUGAUCGCCGAGUGUACCAUUGUCCCCCUGGUUCUAUACUAUGGGUUGAAGUAUGGCACCACCAUGAGAUCUGGUAUUUACUUUGCCAUCAUUACCAGUCUUUUUGGCUUUGUUACCGGGUAUGAAUUCGGCAUCCGAGCGUGGCGCUUAAUUCGCGCGAGCGACGAGUACCGGCCAUUGUUUGGAAGUCCACGAUUCUGGGGAUUCGACAGUACUCACUAUGUGCUGACGAUUCCCUUUACCGUGAUGUUGGUCAUCAUGAUCAUCUUCAGUAUUCCCCACCAUCCUUCGGUGAGAGCUCUGUCGCUGCCAAUGCCUGUUGGUAUGAUCGUGACAGGCAUGAUGUUCGUGAUCAAUGGAUGGGCUGCGCAAAGACGUUGGAGGUUGAUGUACUUCAGGCUUAGUUCGCAUGUGAAGAACUCGAUCUGUCCUCCUCUCACGUUCUGCUUGUUGGAAGACAUCUGCGCGGUGGAUGGGAAAGGAGGAAAGAAAUUUCGAACCGCGGCUCUAGCCAGAUACCAGGCUUCGCCUCGCUUUCGAGCGCUGUUGCUGCAGUUGCUGUGGUUCUGGUCCAUCCCUGCGAUAGUGAUCGGUGUCGUACUGAUCAUUGUGAUUUACGUUACGAGUGAUGACGUGGCUUAUGGUGUUGGAUGGGGUAUGCCUACCAUCUGGGCUCUUGUAUGGACAUGGAUUACCGUCGAAUGGGUGAGGAGAGCAUUGCAAGUUGAAAAGGAAUGCUGGAAGCCAGAAACGUCGCAAACAGUGUAG